AUGGCGAUAAGGUUUGUGGAUGCAACCUACUUGGCAUUGUCACAGAUCAGCUUUCUUGUGACAGAUCUAUCCAAGAAGAAUUACAAAUCAAGCAUGGCACAAAUACAAAACGUAAGUUUAAGAACAGUGGGUACUUUAAACAAAUUAUAUGGGGAACGAGGAGGACGAAGAAGGACUAGGAACUAGGUCAUAAUGAUUGUUUUCUAAACUGGAGUACUGGACAUACCCAAGAUUAAAACUAUUGAAUAGUAAAUGCAUCAAAAUUGCAUGCCUGAUAUCUCGGUUGUGUGAUACAAAGUUUCCACAGUGGUAGGUGUGGGGCUAUACUUAUAUUUGCUUGACUUUUUCAUACAAGUUCACAUGCAAUGCAUGCAUCAAACUGGAUAAAUUUGUAUACAUGUACAAUUGCAUACAAUACAGAUUAUUUUCUAUGUGAACAAAUGGAACCAAUAAAAUUUGCAUAUGGUCUUGUGAACAAUGGGAAAAUGUCCAACCAAAAUGAAAUUUGUUUGGAAACUUUCAAAUUUGAUUGUACAUUUUUUCAAUUUCAUUUUGACUCUCGGUGUCCAUAAGGUAAAUCAAGUAAUACUUUGUGCUGAACAUAUUACAGUACUGUUAGAGUUUAAAAUAUUUAACAAUUUUGUAUUCAUAUCUGAUGAUUAGACAUAACUCAUUCUUUCUUCAGGACAAAAUGUCCAACCAGUCGGUGCGAAAGUGAUUUUCAAUCAUUUUUUCGGGCUCUGGGCUAUGGCAAGCCUCAAAUUAGAGAGAUUAAUUAAUUUUUUGCUAUAAACUUUGUAGUUAGUUGAACAGCAUGGUGCAGAAGCCGAACGGCAUUAUCUGCGCUCGUUAUUCUCCUCAAUUGAUUUUUCCGCUGAAAGUAAGGGAACUGGAAAAGACUUUCAUCAGGUAAGUACUGUAAAAUGUUGUUGUAUGCUUGUCUUUAAUUAUACUUGGCAGCUUUAUACAUUCUAAACUUUUCUUUCUAGAGGUCCAGUAUUAGGUAUAUGCAUUAAUUACACGGCAAAAUACGCCGAGCCUGCUGCUCAACAGGAUUGAACAAUGUGGGCAGCAAAGCGUUGUUCAAUCCUGUUUUCAUCAAUAUUGCUUCAACCUGAGCGUUUUUUUUGCCGUGUAGAUGAGUGUUAUUACUGACCAGUGGAAAGCUGAGUAUUCAGAAAAAAACCUGUGGUGUUUGGCAGAUUGGUAGAGGCCUUUUUGCGAAAGCCAAAAUCCACCAUUUUUGGGGUACUGUCUGCCCCUGAUACUACUUACCAUUAUACAAACAAUUAUAAUACUAACAAGUUGCAUUUUGUGGUGCAGAGACUCUCAAAUGUGGACAGUGCCCCAAAAAUAGCGGGAAAAAAUUGGCUGUGAGAAAUGCUAAUUAGCUGCACUCCUGUCAGAUGUGACUGAGGUGAAACUAUAAUUGGAAAAUUGCAUAUUGCUGAUUUUCCCUGAAGGAGUUCAAAUCUCUUAAAACCAAUUACCUUGUGUUAAUUUAACUAUUAAAGUUCAACAUUCACUUCUUAAUAUUUUUUGUGUGUGUUUUGGUGUUAUGUACUCAGGUGAAUAUAAUGUUUUUGAUGUUACUCUGAGUGAAAAGUUAGCCUGGCCACGGUGGGAAUUGAACCCGCGAUCUUUGGGAUACUAGUUCAGGCUAACUUUUCAGCCUGCCCAGUGAGGAUAUACACUCAGAGUAACAUCAAAAACAUUAUUCUCCUCUUAAAUUAACCAACUAAAAUUGUCUGUAUGAGUGUGUUAAUGUGCAAUAUGUCCUACUGUACAAAUAAUACAUGUCUAUGAGUUAAACAGUGUUAAACCCAUAAAACUAUAUUUAUACAAGUGUUAAAGAGUGUUAAUUAACCACAUAAAACCAUAUUUGUCCAGGUGCAAUUGCUGAGUCAGGAAUGUCAGACAUUAAUAUGCAAAACAAAUUUUAUUUCAAUUGUGUGUUAUGCAAUUGAGAAUCAGGAACAACAUCAAAAGGUUUGGGUUUAUAUUUUAUAUUAUAAUAUAGCAUUUGUAAAUUCUGAACGCUGAUUGGCUAAGAGCCGUGUUGAUAUAACUCCAUGUCAACACGGGAAAUUUUCCGCCGCUUGUAAACACGGAAAUUUUUCUUAUUCUUCGGGCUUUUGACAUUGCUAUAUUAUAAAACAAAUAUAAAACAUUUUCCCGUAUUGAUAUAUCGUUAUAUCAACACUCGUGGAAGUUGGGAAAACUCGAAAUUGUGUGAAAACACUCCGCCCUUCGGGCGUCGUGUUUCCACACAAUUUCUCGUUUUCCCAAUUUCCACUCGUGUUGAUAUAACUGUAUAUCAACACGGAAAAUGUUUUAUAUUUGUUAAUUGUUUCUAGUUUAUCUUUUCAUACAUUUUUAUGAUUUUUUAUACUUCAGUUUACUAUAGUUAAUCAUGAUUUUUUUUUAGUCAUUGAAACCAUCCAGCCAUCUUUUACCUCAAAUAAGCAAAGUUUUAAAGUUCAGUCGUGUUCAAGAGGUAAAGAAUUGUCCUGAAUUGUUGCCAUAUUUGCAAAAGAGAUAUCUAUAUCAAAUCAUAUUACUAUAUAAUAUAAACACAAGUGAAUAUACAAAAUAUCUUUCUGCUCUUAAGCACAUAUCCAUAAGAUCAACUCUGUUGUUGUAUCUCCUCCUGCAACAUGUAGACAUUUGUUCCUUCCAAAAAAAGUCCAGAAAGUUACAAAAUUAGUAUAUAUAUGCAGAUGUUCUUGCAAAACAGUCCAUUUCUAAAAUGCAGUAGAAAGUCUAUCUCUACUUCUAUUUUUUUGUAUACAGUUCUAAAAAGGUAGAAAUAUAGUAUUAUUUAACAAUUGCAGGUUGUAUUUGGACUCGGAUUAAUGAAAUCAUCAAAUGAAGAACUUAGAAAUUUUGGUAGGUCCCUAUAUAAAAUGAUGUUUUUGGAAUUAAAGUAGACUUUAUAUUGCGUGCAUAGUUUAUCUGUAAAUGCUGAUGGUUGAAUAAAGGUUCAGUAUUCCUUGCAAUCAUACUAUUGGCUGGUUAUGCACGUACGCAGUGCGUACCUAUUUUUAUGAACUUUUAAUUUUUUUAGCUGGAAUGUUUGUAAAGCAAAAACUACCUGACCUUCUACGGUCUUACAUUGAUUCAGGUAUGUUUAGGGUGAUAUAUAUACACUGAUGAACAAGAUAUGUUGGAACCUCAACUGUUUGUAAAUUUUGCAACAUAUCUGAACACGCGCAAAGUUCUCGCGGACACGCACGUAAAGUUUGAAGGUGCAUGCGCGCGCUUCUUAUUUCGUCAAACGAGAAGAACGAUUGCAUGAGAGUUGAUGAGAUUUGGCUGGAUCUUUUCGUGUGCAUAGCGAAAACUCUCAUCAACUCUUUUCGAAAUUUGAGCCAACUCAUUAUAGUUGAUGCGAGUGCAUGGCAAGAUAAGGUUAUAAGACAAUUUCUUGUUUUCCCAAUUUCCACUCGUGUUGAUAUAACUGCAUAUCAACACGGAAAAUGUUUUAUAUUUGUUAAGUAUAAUAGACAUUUACCCUUAUGAGUGAAAUUUUGAUCUAGAUAUGCCUGGACAAAAAUUUCGUCACAGCUUGAAAGAGCAUCACAAAAUUAGUAAUAUUCCGAAGUUUCGUUGCGAAAUGUUGUAAAAUUCGGAGAAUAUAGCCCUUGCGAAGUUUGCCGUUUUUCAGUCAUUUUGCAUUACAAACGGGAAGUUGAUAAUCAGAUGAUCAAACUGAUUACCAAUUUCCCAUUUGUAAUACAAAAUGAUUGAAAAACGGCAAACUUCGCAAGGCUAUAUUAUCCGCAUUUUACAACAUUUCGCAACGAAACUUCGUAAUAUUACUAAUUUUGUGAUGCUCUUUCAAGCUGUGAUGAAAUUUUUGUCCAGACUUGUCUAGAUUAAAAUUUCACUGAAAAGGGGAAGGUCUAUUGCAAACGAAAAGUUGUCCAAGCUGUUGAACUACGAGAUAUUCUCGCCAACAUUUCAAUUGGUUUAUUCGGCAUUGGAACUUUCGUAUACGCCCAGUGACUUAUUUCAAUACAUCAAAAUCACCAACGGCACCUACCUCCAAACUCGGAUACUCUGCCGUUAACAAUACAUCAAAAUCAUUCCGUCUUCCGUCACGGCGGGUUCAUGGAAACAGCCCCUGAGUCGUGUAUACGAAUUUGACUUCAGAUGUUGGAGGAGUUCCCGAAGGUGGUCUUACAGAUGUCGCUAUAGAAGUUCUUCAUCUCCUGCUUACCUACCUGUUGUAUACGCCACAGAAAGAUGUCGGCAUUGGUGAGCACCAAAAACAAGCUUUCUUGGAUACGCUGAGGAAAGGUGAGCGGUAUAAUAAUCUGAGUAUCUGAGUAGUCAACUCGCUACUAGGGUGAGGCGUUUAAUUGAUGAACUGGGGGGGGGGGGGACGAUUCAACCGAUGUUGUUCUAGGCAAAAAACGGGGGAGGGGGAAUUCGGAAAAAAACUGUUUGAAACUUGGUAAUAUUGAAACAAAUUGGCACCUUGGCAAAAUCACGGCGCUAGUUCAAUGUUUUCUGACGAAACUUUCAAACGGCAUGGUAAAAACAUGAGAAAAUAGCACACCUCACGAUGGCUUACCGCUUACAUUAAGGCGUGCUAUACGAUUUAUAUACUAAAGUUUUUAAAACUAAAUUUUGACAUAACUUAUUAAAAAAUGUUUUCGUUUUUUUCCCAAACGGUUUUCGGUUAUUCCCCUGAAGCGCCUCUCCCUACUAGCUACCAAUCCCCGUUGACUCAUUGGGUAGAGCGGCGAUCUAAAAAUCCGAAGUUGCGAGUUCAUGUCUCGCUCGAGACAACGAAUUGUUCGCUUUCUGCCGUGUCAGAAAAAACGUUUAGUUUUUCGUAUCUCUGGCAAUUCAUCCCUAAGAUUACAUUUUCGAUACCCACUGGUAAUAAGCUGUGUAAGAAUCUGGUACAUAGCUGUUGCAUUUUUUCCCGGGAUACUUUUCACAUAUUCUAUUUCUAUAACUAUGUCGUCUUGCGUUUGCACAAGACGGGUAAACGGAUAGUGUACGUUUUAGAGAAUAGUGUACAAACCGAGCCACUGAUGAGCUGUUUCCAUUUGUUUUUCAAGAUUUUCCGAGUGAGCGGGUACCCGUAGUCUUGGCUCCAUUGCUUUAUCAAGGAGUUCACGAUAUGCCUCUGAGUCGGUGGGUGAAUAAAACAUUUCUAUUUACUUAUAUGCAAAUUUUGCAAUGCCAAGCGAUGGAAAUUUUAGAGCCUUCAAUUGUAAUGGCUAUACAGUACGAGAAUAUUUAGUGGCCACUAUUAUUAUCUAAAAUAUAAGGUCAGUCUGUUUAAACCCGUGCGAGUUGUUUGGAUAUUAAGAGUAUUAUUAGUUUCUAUUUAUUGAAGCGAUGUAUAUGUGUGAAUAUAGCGAGUGUGAGCUGACUUUGUAGUGAUAGUGUGUUUUAUGCUGACUUUGUAGUGAUACUGUGUUUUAGCAGACGAAAUUUGUAUUAGUGUAGGCUGUGUUUAAGUAUCUUAGGAGUAAGUAUGGUUCACGGUUUAUCAUUUAUAUAUAGUUCAUAUAUUUUGACAAUAAGUACCGUUAUUCAGUAGUAUUCACAAUGUAAACAAACAGAAGUGUCUGUAUGGUUUUGACACUGUAGCAUCUCUGCUCGAAUUACUUUUAUUAGUUUAUUUAUCUUAUUUUGAACAUGUCAGAAGUUAAUGGCCGUAUUCUAAAAGCUCACUCACACACAAUGAGUGGAAGUUCAAUCUGGGCUUCUCUCGAGUGUCAUUGCUGUUUUUUAAUAGCUGGAGGGUUAGUGUCAUACCUUACUAUGUGACUACUCACCCUCGAGCUAUUCAAAAACAGCAUUGACACUCAAGAGAAGCUCAGAUUGAACCUCCACUCAUUGAGUGUGAGUGAGCUUUUACAGUAGAAUACAGGCGUAAGUCCUGGUCAAAAUCGUCAAAUGAGAGUGACAGUUGAUGACAGUUGUAACUAUAGCUCGCGUUUAACCGCCAACUCUUUCACAUUUGUUUUUACCAGGUUUAAUGUGGAAAGUUCUCCAGUCCCUAAGUUAAUGGUAAGCAAAAUUUUAGAAGGUUUUUGCCUCCGUAUAGCGCCCUCUCUGAACGUAGUUUUACACAUGGACAAAGCACGCAAAUAUCUGUAAAAGGCCCGUUUACAAUUUGCUGCCGUUUUAGGCGCAAUUUUCUUCUUUUGAUGUAUGUGAACGAGUGGAUGAGUUAUGAAUGUUUAGAUGAGGAUGCAUGUACUCAGAACAUUCAUAAUUCAUCUGCUCGUUCACAUCCAUCAGGAGAAGAAAAUCGGGUUAUCGUUCCAUGUUUCGCGCACCAAUAUAGGAUAGGGUUAUAGAGGUUAAGGUUAGGGUUAUAGAGGUUAAGGUUAGGUUUAGGGUGUGUAUAUAUGUAUAAGGAGGUAUCCAGUUGGCUUUGCAGAACACUAUAAUAUCCAUUACAUAACGUUUACCAUAUUGGUGCGCGAAACAUGGAACAAUUACAGAAAGUCGCACUGGAAAUCGCAACGGCGUUAUGUAAACGGGCGUUAGGUAUCCCAAUCUGGUGGUCAUUCUGGCCCAACAUAUUUUUUAUUCAUCCCCCCAAAAUAUUUUUCAAUUGGGCGUAAUCUUUAACGCUGCGUCAGGAGGAUAGGCCUGAGAUUAUGGAUGACUUUAUUCUUGCAUGUUUUUAAGAUGGAGGAUGAUUUGAGUAAACUGAUGCAUGAAAUUGGUUAUUCGUGUUGUGCAAGGUUUGUAAAUUUCCUUUUCAAAAUGAUUGUAUCAAGGUAAUAUUUUACAGCCCUUUUCGUGCUUGGACAACAGUAACUACAAGACUGUUAACAAAUGUAUCUGGUAUCAUAUAUUGUUUAGUGUGCAAGAGUGUAAAGAGACUUUGGGACAGUCUAGCAAGGCUAAUAUUACUCCAAUGUGUAUUGCCAAAGUUCUAGGUAUGGCCUCAGUCUUUGCUUCAUCGUUUAACAUCCCCUAGAGCACCAGCUUACAUUAAUUUGUUUUCUUUGUAGGAAUGAUGGCCAGGACAGUUUCCGGCCUUGGAGAGUCUAUGCCACUACAGGUACAGUAACGAGGUUUGACCGCCUGUCAAGCAGACUAGAGAGGUUCAGAUUUGUCCUCCACUACUGUACCUCUCACUGACUAAGUACGCAUCUGAUUGGUUAAUCGGGAAGAUUCCGCGCAUCUGAUUGGUUAAUCGGGAAGAUUCCGCGCAUCUGAUUGGUUAAUGGUUGUGGUAGCGGUCUUGGAAGUCAAAUCUGAAUCUCUCUGGUAUAUGGAAUAAAAGAAGUCGAGGAAAAUUUAUCAAGAAAAAAAUUGUUCGUCUAUCGCGUGGUGCUUCGGUGUCACAAUUGUCAGAGCAAACGGCUUUCAUCUCUAAAAUUGUGGGUUCGAUCCUCACGUCGGACUAUUGACACUUAUGCGAAAAGAGUUUACCGGUCAACGGUCUACCGAAGGUCGUGAGUUUUCUCCGGGUACUCCACUUUCCUAUCACAAGGAAAGUUGACAGGGUGGGUUGGGAUUAUCCCCCUAACUGACCCUUCCACCGUAGCUGUACUCCGUGAUCAGACAUGAAUCAUAAGGUGGCUGCCUGAGGUGCCCUUAGUAAGCCUUCGACUCAAUCAAGUUGAGCUGCGUCCUUUGCAAUUCAGCUUAGCUCUCAGCUACAAGUAGGGAUGAUUAUAACCUGAGUAUCAGGCUCUUAUGUUUUCAUUCGCCAGGAUUAAUUGGCGGCGGCGAAUGAAGGAGGGCCCGAUACAAUUCUUUAGAGCCUGAUACUCAGGUUAGGAUGAUUAACACACCUCCACUUACUUACUUAACAAUGAUAAACUUUAGGCCAGAUAAUAAAAGUAUUAUAAUGUGUACUUAUUUUAGACGUCCGUCAACAUUGUUACUCCGAUUGAACUGGGGAAACCAGAAGAACCCUCGACAGGACCAAAUACUUGGAAUGUUGAAAUGUUUGUUACAACUGUAAAGGAAAUGGUAGGUAUUGAAGAUCGAGACGACGUCACUCCGGCGAAUAUGAUUUUUUCAUAUCAACAUUAUGACGUCACAAUAUGUCAAAACUCCACAAAUGUUAUAGAGCGUUUACACAUGACCUCACAGCCGCCAUGUUGGUGUUCCAAUUCAAAAGAAUUUUAAUUCAGACUCUUUUGUCUGGAACACCAACAUGGCCGCCAUGGCAAACGCUUUAUUGAGUCUGUAUGACGAUUUCACAGUUGGUUGUUAAGCAAUUGGAAACCAUGAAUCUUUUAAAUAAAUAAUACUCAUUACUAUAUUACUUCAUAUAUUAGGUUAUUGUAGUACAUAUUAGGUGAAUCUAAAACCCAGGUGUCUUUUCGUUUGUUUAGAUACCCGAGUUAAACUGGACAGAAGUCAUAUCGUGUUUGGAUCAUCCUGGAUUUUUAAUCAGCACAGUGGAAGCAUUAAGACUUAUUGUGACUGCCUGUCAUAAAGGAUUACAAGAUAUAUUUCCCAUAGAGAUUCUAUAUCACGCUUGGUCGAAUACAGAAGGCCAGGUGGGCGGAGUAUAUAGCAUAAAGGCGUUUUCCGCGCGGAGCGAAAUUUCUCUUUGUCUUUUCUAAUUAAUUCCACCCGAGAAAUCACAAGACAAAGAGAAAUUCCGCUCCGCGCGGAAAAUUUCGCCUUGUGGAAAACGGCAGUAUAUCUCCUAAUUGGAAUUUAAAACAUUGAACUGAAAUAACUUUUUAUCCACUGUUGUUUUGAGCAAAUGUUUGAAGUUUGUUUGAUCUUCAAGUAGUUACGAGCAGAAGAAGACAAGAGAAAAUGACCUUGUACACUGGAAAUCUAAUUUCAUUCUUUAAAAUGGUUUAUUUAUUGUUUGUCAGUUAUCAUGGAUCCAACAAGCUCUCAUCAACCCCGACGUCUUUUGUUUUGCCGACUAUCCAUGUCAUACUGUCAUCAUUGAUGUACUCAAGUCACCUCCCGAAGACAAUAAUCGGGAAAUAUUAACAUGGUAUGCACCUGCACAUCACAUAUUGCAAGCAGUUCCGCUUAUUCUAGAAUAUCAUCACAGUAGUUUUUUCCAAAUCGUUCAAACUCAAUCUUCUCCCGAAAAAGCGGCAAUAGACAAAAUUACUUGUAUUAAUAUACAAGUAAUUUUGUCUACUGCCGUUUUUUUUAAGAAUAUACAGCAAUCCAGUACCUUCUUCCUUUCACAAUUAAUUAUUCACACUUGCCACAAUUUCUUCAAAGUGUAUUGUGAAAAAUAUAAUUACAGAGGAAGAGUGAAGAUGACUCAACUGAAGAUUGAGUUCUGACUACCGUAUACUGGCAGUAGAAAGCGCUUGUAUUAAUCUCUGCAUUCUAACUCUGUAGGCAAUCCUUGAGUCUUGUGGAGACUUUACUUCGACUGGCUGAAUGUGGUCAUUACGAGACAGUGAAAGCUUUGUUUGAUUUCCCAAUUAAAAAUUGUCCUGACGUUCUUGUCUUGGCCCUGCUACAAACUAACGUAAGUCCAUUUUAUUUAUAAAGAAACUGUGCGGUUAACCGAAAAAUUCGGUUCUUCCGCUACUUUUUUUAGCACCGAAAAUUAUACACAAAAGAACCGGUAGUUUCGGUUUCAAUUUCCUGUUUAACUCCCACCAAACGCCCACUUGAUUGCAGGUUGAAAUGUUUGGAAAAUAACAAGAUUGUGCUCUUUGUACACAAUAAUCACACUGUACUAAGUGCUCAAAUAGUUGAUAUUUUAGUUGUAUUAGUUAUGGUUGUGCACUUGCUUUAAAUUUUUUUAAAGAGAAAUGUUUCAUGUUCAUUAAUACAUAAAUGAGUUCAUACAUUUGUACUGAAAUAUAUUGAAAAUAAUUACUGUAUUGAAAAUAACCGAACCGAGAUUUUUCUGUUCCAUGCAAAAAACCCGGAACCGGAACUGAGAUAAAAUUUUUGGAACCGCACAGCUCUGGUUUACAUAGGUAUUUAUCAGGGCUCGAAGUAGAGAAAAAAUAUGGCCUGCCAGUCAAAAAUGUUUUGGGCAGGUGGGUUUGGAAAUAAAUUUUAGCCUGACAUUUUAUUCACUGAACUGCUAAAAUGGCGAUGUCUCAUAUGAGUCACAUUGUAAAAAUCAAUGUUUUCAUGAUAUGCAUUUUUAUUGUUUUUAAACUUGUCUAUUUUAAGUACUACAGUAAACUUGGAUUUGUGUAUUUAGUCAACCAAAUGAUCUAGUCUAUAUGAGUUGUGGAAAGAAAAUGAAAUGAAUUAUAUCUAUAGAAUUUCACCUGCCAUUUUUUUUUUACUUUGGCAGUUCAAAUUUGUUUUUGCCUGCCAUUUCUAAAAUAUCACCUGCUUUUUGCCAUUGGCAGCCCGCUAUUUCGAGCCCUGGUAUUUAUUUGAUCACACAAUAUCGAAUUAUCGAUAUUUAUGUUUCUUCUUGUAUAUAAUUUUUGAGUCUCGCUUCAUAUCAUUUGUUUCACUAGCCUACGUGGCAGACAUUGAAGUACGACCUGGCUUCUAUAUUAAUCCCAAUCUUCCUCGCUAAUCAUCCAAAUUCACUGUGUGUAUUACAUCAUGUUUGGCAUGGCCAGGUAAGAGUUGGUAUGUAAGAUAAGGUAAAGGAGCCGUGGGAGUGGCAUGUAUGAUGAUGAUACAAUAUUUGAUAUAAUACUUAUCUGAAAUAACACUCCAGUUAUUCUUUACUUCCAGGGUCAGUCGUCACCGUCCAUUCGACAUCUUGUCAUCCAAGCUAUGGCUGACUGGUAUAUGAACGGCGAUGCGGGCGAUCUAUCUCGAAUAUUGGAUGUCGCUCAAGAUUUGAAGGUUAUGCUCUAGAAAAUUGAUAUUUAGUAAAGUUGUCUUAAAUCCAUACCAGUAGCUUCCCACAAGCUGUCAGUGAAAUAUUAUUAGUUGAAAUCUGAAUGACCUUUUAUACAUGAACAAAUACUAGAUAUUAAAUUUAAGAAUAUACACAUAUAUCUGAAAGAAAGGAAUAAGGUUGAAAGUAUAUAAUCAACAGGAUAAGAAUUCCAUAUUAAGACCGACAUCAUCACUGUUCAUCAUCACCUAUCAUCCCAUAGUUUUUCAGAUACAGAUAUUUCACAGCACACUCCCUAUCAGGGUUUUUCAGUGACUGGUUACAUUGUGAAUAGAUAGAUAGAUAGAACCGGACUGACGUGAAGCAGAUCGAGGUAGACUGUGAGCUUACAAAUGACGCUUUAAGCAGCCGCUAUUAGUCUAUACCUCAUUAAUGAUCUGACCCCUGACCUAUAUUUUCUCGUAGGUCCAUGAUACAUUGUCUAUAUAUAUUGAGGUGUUGAUUCACACCAAUUUGGUCUUCUUUACAUCCACAAAACAUUUACGCCUCUUCCGGUGCUAAUAAACGCUUGUUGGUGUAAGUGGUGGUGUUGGAAAAGUAAAUUUACGUCGAUUUAGUGAUCCUCUCAGAUUGUGUUUGACCAACGUCCUAACUUUGUUAAAACAUUUAGGCUCUUUCCAUAUUAUUGAAUGGCUCAACCUUCUCGUUCGUCAUCGACCUUGCUGCGUUGGCGUCACGACGCGAGUACCUGAAACUGGACAAAUGGCUGAACGAUAAACUUCGCGAACAUCAGGAAGAAUUUGCUGUGGCUGUUGUUGACUUCCUGAAACGUCGCUGUCCACAUUUGGUUGGCAUUAUUCCAGAACAAGAGUUGCCAAAGAGCGCACAGCUACCGCCCGAGACCGUUAAUACAAUGCUCUCAUGUUUACAAGCUUAUUCAGGGUGAGUGAAGUGUUACAAUAGAUAUCCCUGCACAAAUUGAAAGGAGCCAGGUAGCUACACACGCCGCUUAUUUUAUUUUACCCCUCAGUGGGAGACCUACAGUAGAAGUUUUAACUUUUGGAUUUUUUUCUCAGUCAUGUUUCGCUUGAGCUCGGUGAAGAAAUCAAGCAGAUGAUAUCACGACAUGGUCCAAUACUCAAAUCAAGACAACCAUCAGUCAGUGUUUCGAUGCCAUCCUUGUCCAGACAAACCAGCCGCGAUCCUGGCUUGCCUGGACAGGUAAUAUAAGUUACGAAUAUUUACUCGUGGCAACCCGUUCAACUCUUUGUAUAACAGGACUAAGAACUUUACGCCUGUAUUCACUCAAAGAGUAGAGGUUCAAUCUGAGCUUCCCUUGAGUUUCAGUGCUGUUUUUGAAUAACUGGAGGGUUAGUGUCGUACCUUUCUAUGUGACUACUCACCCGCUGCAGCUAUUCAAAAACAGCACUGACACUCAAGGGAAGCUCAGAUUGAACUUCCACUCAUUGAGUGUGAGUGAGCUUUUAGAAUACAGGCGUUCGUCACUUGCUUUGGUGGAAAUUGAAACCAAGUGUGGCAAUCAUACAUGCCAAAUCGCUUGCAAAUGCUCUCUAAAACGCAUGACUAAUGCACGUUUCUGUUUAUAUUUUAUAUUCAAGAUGGAUUCGUUAGCCGGCUUAAAUUUAUCAUCGGGUACCAUUCCCCCAACGCCAACCACGCCAUCUCAACUUCCUACUUUCCCGCCACAUCCGUUGUCAACUGGUGGGGGACUGGGCGCGCUCGGUUUGGGCCCUGCUAUUGGUCAGCCACCAUCAAAACCAAUAUCCCAAAUUGGUGCAGGUAUGACAUUUCAUUUACACGUGCGUGUAGGAAAAGUUAGGCAGGAAAUUUGUUAAGUUGAAGAUUUGCAACUUAAAAAUCUGAAGGAUUAGCUGAAAAAUCUAAAAGCCCAUUUCCACUCAGGAAAAUUUUCCGCUGAAAGAAAAUUUUGUAAAAUGUGAUUGGCCGAUAAACAUUUUUUGUCGGAAAAUUUUGAAGUUGAAAAUUUUCAACUUUUAACAAUGAUAUUUUCGGCAAAUGUUCUGUCCGUGGACAGAAAUUUGUAAAAUGUGAUUGGAAAAAUUUGUAUGCCAACUUUCCAGUUACUUUUAAACACUGGGGAAUUCCUUGCCAUUUUCUUGUCAGAAAAUUUCUUGGCAGCGAAAGAAACACAAAAACUAAACAGUCCAAAAAAACUUUCAUCACUUGCCAGUGCAUACCUACCCUGGAUUCCAGAGCCUUCGACAGUAAAUAAUAAAUUGAAAUGUCGCGAAGGCUCUGGUUCAACGGGGCGAUUCUUUGAUUAAGCCGCGCCAAUCACAAAACAGAAUUAGUGGUUUUAGUACAGAUUCUGUACUAAAACCACUAAUUCUGUUUUGUGAUUGGCGCGGCUUAAUCAAAGAAUCGCCCCGUUGAACCAGAGCCUUCGCGACAUUUCAAUUUAUUAUUUACUGUCGAAGGCUCUGGAAUCCAGGGUAGUGCAUACCAUACUGUCCAUACAAAGGAAUUAGUAGGUCAAUAAUUGAAUUUGUAAAUUAAUUAAAACUAACAUGGCCUACAAUUUUUGAAAAUAACUAUAGGCCAGGAAAAAAAAUUCGCACGCUAACCUCUAGGUUGCGCUCCCAAGGAGAAUAUUAUUCAACAGCCAUUUUGUAAUCCCAGAACAUUUUUACCAUUUAGGUCUAACACCUUCGGGCUUAACCAACACAAGUGGCAAUCCUCUGCUUCAACAGUUACAAGUAGGAUUUUCAAACGAAAACUUCCACUCGCUUGGUGUGAGUAGUUCAGCCGCGAACUUUACCUCCACCAAACCACUUGGAUCAUUGUCUGCAUUUCCACCCCAACCCGCACCACCUGUACAGACACAACAACUGGCAGGCAAUCCAAGGCAACAGGCUGAAAAGCUCCGUCAAAGUAAGUCUGGGGAUAUUUUUCGCUACGAUAGUAAUGUAGGGUGUUUGUAGACGGUGAUUUAGAAAGACUGGCAUCACUCUGAUAUAGCGAUAUCGCUUGAGGGAUGAUGCCAUAAAAAGCGAUAAAACUGAUAUCGCCUCAUCCCGAUUGUGAUAACCUGUUUAUUAUAUAUUUUGUACCUUUAUCAGGGUCAGAAUUUAUUAGAAUAUUAAUCAUUGCCCUAAUGCAAAAAUUAUUAAUAGCGCGACAAAAAGACUCGCACAUUUCGUCUCCACGUGAAACCUCUGAGGAGGGGAGAGUUUCGGGGAUGCCUCUGCGAAGGAGAAAGGUUCCGAAUUCAUCCUGUUCCGUUUGAACAAAAGCAAAACAAACCUUCAAUGGCAGCGUUGUCAAGCCUCGACAACAAACGAUAUCAGUGACAAAAAACGAUAUCAAUGAUGAGUGAUAUCAGUGUCAUUAUGUCACCCUGUUAUCGCCUGAUAACGGCAUAAGAAUUCAAGUUUCAAAAGACGGCGUUUCAAGUUUGAAACAAAAACGGCUGUUGCCAUAUGUGUAACGGAUUCACUUCCGGUUGCCAUCCGUGUUGUCAGAAACGCGACUUGAUGUUAAAUACGUUGGAUAUCUCGCUCGAUACAUUGGUUUUUAUAGAUGGAAAUUUUGAGAAAAAGUGUGUACAUGUUUUAACAAAACACCGCUUGAUAUGAAUGAAAAAACUACGUGAAAAAUACAAGGAGAAUUCGGUUACUACGAACUUAACUUCCCGACGAAAGGCCUUGAGACGUCGAAGUUCUCCUUGUAUUUUUCGUGUAGUUGCAUCCAUUUAUCAACCGAGUUUUAUUCUAUCAUUGACACUACCUACACUGGCACAGACGAUUAUCGUACAUGUUUUAAACCUGACUAGGAACAGUUACGAGAGAUAAGUAAAUUAUCUUUCUUUUGUCUUCCUAGACACAGCUGGCAGUGAUAUUACAGCAGCAUUACCCGGAGUGAACCAGUCAUUCCCAGGUGAUGUCGAAGCUGAAGCCAACUCAUAUUUCCAGAAAAUUUACAACCAACCUCCUAAUCCAACAAUGACCAUUGAUGAAGUCUUAGAAAUGCUGAAGAAAUUUAAGGAUUCUUCAUCGAAAAAGGAAAAGGUGAACUUUGUAUUUCGUGUACCAAGCUUGAUUUAUUCCCUACAUUUUAUUCCCAAGACUUUGAUGUCUGAUGUGUGAGACUAAAUAUGUACCAGUUUAACGCAAUCUUUAUAUCCUGUAGGAUGUAUUUCUAUGCAUGCUUCGCAAUCUGUUUGAAGAAUAUGGUCAUUUUCAUAAUUAUCCCAACAGAGAAUUGCAUACAACAGCUUGCUUAUUUGGUGGCAUUAUUGAUCAAGGACUUGUAACGUGAGUAUAGUGAAGUCCGAAAUAUCACAUACUCGAACCGCCCUGACCGCGUAGCUCAGUGGGCAGAGCAUUGGGCUGGUAUUCCAAAGGUCUGGUAUUCCGUGGCCAGGCAUAUUUUUCAAGCUUGCCCGGUGUGGAUAUACACUCAGAGUAACAUCACAAGCAUCAUAUUCACCUUGAGUACAUUACACCAACACAGAAAAAUCGUGAGUAUAGUAUUAUGGGGAUUCGUACGGUUUGAUCUGGUCUGAAAUCACGCGUAAUACAAACAUCACACGUAAUACAUACAUAUACAAAAUUUGCAAACUUCGCAAGGCUAUAUUUUCCGUAUUUUACAACAUUUCCUAACCAAAUUUUGCAAUUUUACUAAUUUUAAUAAGUUCUUUACGGGAAUUUACUUUUUUUUUUGCCUGGAUCAAAAAUUAGUCUAACAUGCAAGUUGUCUAUUAUUGCGGUGCGAAGGAUAUGCAACUAUCUCAAAAAUAUCCGCAAGAAAUGCAGUCAUCGAGCUUAAGACUCAAAAGAUGAAUUACCGCUCAGUUUUUCUUGCUACAACCGUUUUGAUAGGAGAAAAACGUCCACAAGUUGUUUGAUUGCCCGUCAUUUGGAUGAAAAGUCACGUGAUUGCAAAUAAAGAAUAUAAUAAAACAUCAGCUCAUACUGUAUCUUGAGUUCGCAGAAUAACUGUUAAAUGUUAGUGCAAAGUUUCACACAGCACUAUUGUGAUGAAAGCAAAAAUUAAAAUGAGUGACUCAUAAAGAACAAUAGAUAUAGUGUAAACAUCCGGGGGCUUCUCGUGAUGAUUUUCUUUUCUUUUUUUUUUAUCAAAUUUCAGUGUUUAUUCAAAUGUGUAAAGCUAUUGCAAUUCAUCAAUUCCUAGUGUUUUACUUUAUUAUUUAGGUAUAUGGCCUUGGGCAUUGCUUUGCGAUACGUCUUAGACGCACUUCGCAAACCAUACCAGAGUAAGAUGUAUUUAUUUGGAAUCACAGCACUAGACCGCUUCAGAAUGAGGUAAUGUAGAAAAUAUGAUGUUCUUUAUUUCGAUAAAGUUGUUUGGAAGCCACCUUGUCACUUUCGUUUUAUGACUAACUCUAGGGGGAGAGCUCUUUAAUCUUUAUAUCGUAUUCAGUUAACCCGGUAUUUGUUUUAGAAUUGUGUGUUAAAUUAUUUUUUGAACUGUCUUUGCCAGUGUAGGUAGUGCCAAUCAAAUGAACAAGCUUUCGUUGGUUGGGAUGCAACUCCCUGAAAAUACACCAGGAGAAUUUCAUGUUGAAUUGAAAUUCUCCUUAUAUUUAUCAGGUAGUUGCAACGAAAGCUUGUCAUGUGUUUUAUUUUGCUUGUUUUUUCCGUAAUAGGUUAAAAGAUUAUCAACAUUACUGUCGACAUUUGGCGUCCAUACCUCACUUUAAUGAAUUCCCUCCACAUCUUAUUGAGUUCAUUGAAUAUGGAAAACAGUCAGUACAACCUCCACUGAGCAGCAGGAGUUUACAGGUACGACCUUUGGGUUCCGAUUAUAUACGACAUGAUUGUAUAAGAAACUCUCAUAUAAGAAACUUUCACAGUGGUUAGAGCCAGGGCCGUAGCUAGAAAUUUGGGGGGGGGUAUAUGCAUAAACUGUACUCGUGUUUACAUACCGUAAAAACAAUCUUCGUUCUAGCUACGGCCCUGGUUAGAGCAUUCAUCUCUGUGAUUGGGCUUCGAUUCUUGCAAGAUACAAUUGUCUGGUUAUAAUGUUGAACUGUCUGAGCCAGUGUAGGAGCUGUAAAAGCUGUAACUGUCGGAGCCAAAAAUAUAAAAUAUUUUUCUUUAUCUGAAAAAUAUUUUUUCAGUUGUUCUGGGUAGGUUCAGUUUCUCUGAGUGCUUCGGUUUCCUGCUCUGCACUGUAGUAACAUUCGACCUUGGCCUCUAGGACAACACUUGACAAACUGACAAAGCCAUCCAGUGUGAAGAAAGUUAGCUUAUGAAUAACCAGCCCCAGAUAUCGGAGUAUAAAUGUGAUAGGAGUAUCAUUUAUGUGAUUUUCAUUAAUAGGAUUCGUCUUCAACAAACUAUUUCGGCAAAGCUACCUCCAGUGUCUCGGAUGCUUUGCCACCAUCGACAGGAACAGCUGUGACGACUACAGCACCAUCAAGCGGAGCUGAUACCGCGAAACAAUUUUCACUUUCUACAGGAGGUCAGUGUUAUACUUACGAUUUUUAUAUAACAAUAUUCAUACUUGAAAUACUGUUGAUUGAAAUAUUUAAAAACAUUCUCCAUGGUAUUCUCUAGUGUCUUCCAAUGGUUCAACGAGAAAAGAGGUAUUAAGAAAUCUAUAAUUAUAUCUCGUUUUAAAUGUAUUGGAAAAAGCGUUUUUAGUCCUCAAUGAUUAUUUUAUCGUCAUUUUGUUUACACUAUUCAUCCAAUUUUUAGCCUUCUAUAGCAAACGCGAGUAAUAUUGAUACUCUCCUUGGCGCGACAGAGAAAUCCGAAUUGGCUCAACCGUCAGAGUCCGUUCAAGAUAAAGUUCACUUCAUUUUCAAUAAUAUUUCAACAAAUAAUCUUACCCAAAAGGUAACUAUAAAUUGUGAACAGCAAGGUUUCCACUGCAUGUUAUCGCCGGUACAGUGGUACAACUGCAGUUUAACAGACACCAGUGUGUUGUCCAGCCGGUAAAUACAGUGGGCUCGUGAAGUACACUUUUGGUGGGAAAUAACUUUAAUUAUUUCAAGGUUUAUGGCAUUUUGCCACCAAAACUUGCAUUAGGCGAGCCCUGACUACUGUCAGCAACACACUGGUGUCCCCUAAACUGCAGUCCAGCCGCGGUAUAGUUGUUAAGUCAUGUCCUUUGCACCUCCUUAAGCUUGCUUUGGUUUAGUUUAGUUUAAAUCCUUAAAUGUUGUCUUACGUUUCAGGGUGAAGAGCUGAAAGAAGCGGUGAAGUCUGAAUUCUUCCCAUGGUUAGCACAGUAUCUUGUCAUGAAGAGAGUCAGCAUCGAACCAAACUUUCACGAUCUUUAUAUUAAGUUUAUGGAGACACUCGAAUGGAAAGAAUUAUUUCAAAUGGUGCUUCAAGAAACCUAUCGAAAUAUAAAGGUACAUACUAACUUAUGAACUGGAUAGUGAGAUCGGGACAGUAUCAUAAAAUAUAUUUUGGUGGCUCAUUGGUUGGUGAAUGCACCUACCUGUGUGACCUAUGCAAGAAGAAAGGUAGUGAAUUUAUGGGAGAAUAGUUUAGAAGCAACAGCUAGAGUUAUCUAGUAACAAUAGUUAGAAGCUGAUAAUCUUUAUAACUGGAUUAAAAUCUAUAUGUGUUUAAUGUCCUUAGGUUUUGCUUCAGUCAGACAAGGUUCCUGCAAACUUCUCAGAUAGAUCACUGUUAAAAAACCUUGGACAUUGGCUUGGACUUAUGACUUUGGCUCAAAAUAAGCCCGUAUUGAUGAGAGUAAGUUCCAUGUAUACAUCUGCAGAUGUUUAGCCAGGGACUACUGUAAUACUAUACUUAGAGAUGACUCAACAGUGAACGUAUACAUGUAGACUCGUAGCUUGACUCUUCUGUCGGAGUAACGGGAAUUAUCAAUAAAGUAUUUGAAUUUUUAUUUCAGAAUCUGGAUGUAAAGUCACUCGUUAUCGAAGCAUACUUUAAAGGACAGCAGGCAAGACUAUUGACAUGAUUUAAUAUUUUAAAUAUUUAAAAUAAAGAUAUAUUAUAAAUAUAUCUUUAUUUUAUAUUAUUUACUUCUAGGAAAUGUUAUAUGUUGUACCGUUUGUUGCCAAAGUCAUGGAAGGCUGUGCAAAAAGCAGAGUAAGUGUGAUUAGUUAUUAGAAUGUAAGGGUUUGUAAUCCAAGUGAGAAUAUAUACAUUUUAAGACCUAACCAGGAACGACUGCGAAAAAUGCAGCACAAGGUCCUCUGGUAGUAAUUGAACCUACGGCCCUGCGAUUCCGGUGCAGCGCUCUAACCAACUGAGCUACAGAGGCCAGCUGUUGAGCUGUAACCGUAAGUUCAUGUAUAUAUAGGUAAUCGGGUGUGCGGGUUGUGAUCCAUGAAUGGUCAAAGGCUUAUAUAGCCGUAACGAAUAUUAUUCUUCAAGAAAAGAAAAUUUGAAGACGACUUGAGAUUCUUUCUAACUCUGUAGAUAUUCAAGCCUCCAAACCCGUGGGUCAUGGCUGUUAUGGGCGUUUUAGUGGAAUUACAUCAAGUACCAGACCUCAAGGUGAGAGCUCUAACCCCUAUUAUGCGCGAAAAUGAGAAUAUAGUCUGGAACCGGAACGACUAACUCAUGAGCGCAGUGGAAGCUGUUACCAGUCUGCAUUGGCUGUUGCUCACUUUUCAUUUGUUUCAAUUUCAGCUAAAUCUUAAAUUUGAAGUGGAAGUUCUGUGCCAUACAUUGAGCAUUGACAUGAAGGUACGAUUUAGAGCCUUAGUGUGUCAGAUGUAAAUCCCAGUAUUCCCAAUAUUCAAAACUUUGAUGUGUUGAAUACUACCUAUUUACUCCCAAUACAUAGAUUACUUCGUUAUUUCAUUAGUUUGUUUUUAAAAUUGUUUCACACAGGAGGAAAUCACGCCGACGACGUUGUUGAAAGAUCCUGAGAAAUUGAAUCAAAUAAAGCACCAGUUAUCAUCACCAGACAAAGAUAGGCACGCAGGUCCAUCAGUUCUGUCCCAGGCCCCUCCGACUACCCCGCCUCCUCCCCAGUACUCUUAUCAAGAGAUCAAUGUCGCAUCUUUGGCUGGAUUGGCUGGCCUUAUCAAGAUUAACCCACAGGUAAUUGAAGACGUACUCGCAUAUACUAAAUCAUGAUAUACCUUCUUAUACGACCUCGGCAUCUAAGGCAGGAGUAUGUAAAGGCCUGUUUACACUUGCAAUUUUUGCUGCGAUUUCUAGUGCGAUUUUUUCUGCUGACGUGAUGGCGACAUGAAAUCGCCAGUGUAAACACCCUGCGAUUUAACUGCAAGUCCAGUGCAACUUCACUGCGACAAGCUGCAAAUAUUUCGAUCGUGAUCAAAAUUUAUCGCAACUCGCUGCGAUUUUUCAAAAGAUGUGAACAAAAUACGACUGUGCUAGCCCAGAGUUGGCCACCGAAAGUUUGCAUGAGAGUUUUCUCACGUCAAACACCGCGUAGCGAAAACUCUCACUUGAACCAAGUUGAUGAGAGUUGAUGAGAAUGCAAUAUGCACGACAUCUCAUCAACUCUCACGAAACUCUCGUGAACUAUCAUCAUUGUUUGAGUGAGACAUUACUUUUUGUGUUGGAACUGAACUUCAACAAGUAUCCAUUCUUGUUUCUUUUACAGAUCGCGUUGUUCCAGCAACAGCCUCAACUACGUCAGUACGUACGACCAGCUAUUGACAGAGCUGUACAAGAGUUGAUCCAUCCAGUUGUUGAGAGAUCUAUUAAAAUAUGUCUGACAACAGCCGAAAUGAUUGUCAAAAAGGUUUGUAUAAUUAGAACUCCUCAGACCUGGUCAGCUUUGCAAAGCGUGUUAAUUUAUGCAAUAGACGUUUUAUUUUGGAAAUAUUUGAGGUAAACAUACAUGUAAAAAUACACAAAUCGAAGCGACAGGUUAAGUUUAACUAGGUUAAAUUUAGCGCCAGUCCAGCUUUGAAUAACCGGCCUAUAGAGUUGAAACUUCAUGCUAUCACAAAAAUAUUGUUUGACUGAGAAAAUCUUGUGCGUUUACCCUCUCCCAUCGCUGGACAAUACGGUCCAAUAAUCAAAAUGUUGUUUUGUGUCUAGGACUUUGCUUUAGAUCCAGAUGAGUCGCGUAUGAGAGCCGCAGCCUACAGUAUGGUACGGUUUAUGACAGCUGGUAUGGCUUUAAUCACGUGUCGUGAGCCACUGAACAUCAGUAUUAACAAUAACUUGAGGUCUACCUUAAUGGCCGCAUUGAGGGUAAGUAUACUUUUAUACAUUACUUCGUGAAACACGCGAGAACUGCCACAUACUGAAUGUAUGAUCGAGAAAUAGCCCGGUUUCAGCAAAUAUGUAUGGUACUGAAUGGUGAUCACUUUCCAAUAUAUUGAUUCUUACGGGAACAAGCUCUGUAUCAAAAUCUUUUCAGUUUUCAAUUUACCGUUCAUUUCAAAACAUUAAUAUAAAUUCAGUUGAUAUCACAGUAAAUUUUAUUGUAUUUGAUUAUUCCAGGGUGCAACCCCUCAACAAAAAGAAGCGAUCGAGAGUGCAGCUCAGAUAGUGAGUGAGGAAAACACUGAACUAGCGUGUACAUUUAUACAAAAGACUGCUGUGGAGAAAGCUUUGCCGGAAAUGGACAAACGUCUAGCCUCGGUUAGUCAAUUUAAUAUGGAAUAAUCGUUAAUAUUUGUUUAUAUUUAACAAAUAUAAAACAUUUUCCGUGUUGAUAUACAGUUAUAUCAACACGAGUGGAAAUUGGGAAAACGAGAAAUUGUAUGGAAACACGACGCCCGAAGGGCGGAGUGUUUUCACACAAUUUCGAGUUUUCCCAACUUCCACGAGUGUUGAUAUAACUAUAUAUCAAUACGGAAAAAGUGUUUUAUAUUUGUUUUAUAAUAUAGCAAUGUCAAAAGCCCGAAGAAUAAGAAAAAUUUCCGUGUUACAAGCGGCGGAAAAUUUCCCGUGUUGACAUGGAGUUAUAUCAACACGGCUCUUAGCCAAUCAGCGUUCAGAAUUUACAAAUGUUAUAUUAUAAAUAUAUAUAUAUAUAUAUAUAUAUAUAUAUAUAUAUAUAUAUAUAUAUAUAUAUAUAUAUAUAUAUAUAUAUAUAUAUAUAUAUAUAUAUAUCAUUUUCUCGGAACGCAGAGCUUACUGUGUGUGUGUUUUUCCAGGAAUUUGAGCUACGACGACUUGCCCGCAGUGAAGGCAGACGAUAUUGUGAUCCUGUUGUACUGACUUAUCAAGCCGAACGAAUGCCGGAACAAAUACGGUUGAAGGUAAGGUAGAAACGUAAUACACACAGUGUUAUUCUGUUCACUAUUAGUGUGGAGUGUGGCUGUUGCCAGAGUUCUGCCUUGGUAAACUCGCAUGGUAAACUUGUAUUCUCACUGGCGGGCAGAAUUUGGUUGCGGGCCAACCCAACUGUGCGAUGCCUUGAUGUCGUGGACGGUGGAGUCUUGACCGACCCUUUCUGUCGGUUCCAUCGACCAUACCAAGCAUGAUCCUUACUAUAAUUUGCCUUAUCACGUGUUUUGCCAUUACUGUUUGCCAGUUUUCUGACCAGUCUUAAUCACUAACGGCGUCACCUAACUCUAAACUCUAGGCAGUGUUCCCUCGCGCAAGUACCAGAAGACUAGCUGUCCAGAGGGUUCGACAUCCAACAAAUAUUCUCUUAACUUUCUCCUCAGGUCGGGGGUGUAACACCAAACCAAACAGCAGUAUUUGAAGAAUUCGCUAAAACAAUUCCUGGUUUCACAACACCCACUCCAGGGGAAAGCCUUUCAACGCCAGCUUCGUUUACCAACAACAGAUCCAUCUUUGAACAAAAUCUACACGCGAGUGAGGUAAGAGUACAUGUAUACUGUAUGCUACGCGAAUCUGAUUAGUUUGUUAAUGUUGUUUAAGACAUGCAUCCACUCGUCUUUGGCUCGUGUUUGUACAUAGAUAAUGCACAAGACGGCCACUCAUGUUGCAUGUAUUACCUACAGUAUGUUUAUUUCUACUUUGCAGCCAGCAAUUUUACCAGAAGAUAUCGCACAAAUUCUUGGUAAAUGUACUGCCGAGAUAGAACAACAUCUGCACGCUAUGAAUUUAUCUCAGAGUAGUCCACAUGGUUUGGCCAUUGUUGGCUUACUUGAUGUCUUGGUAACAGCAAGAACAUCCAGAGAUAGUGUGUCUCUUGCUCGCGUUGUGCAUAAGGUAAGGAUUCAAGGUCUUAGCCUCCAGGGGCCGGUUGUAGGCUACGAAGGCCGGACAGCGCUAUCCACGUAUAUUAAAGUUUAGUAAGUACUACGUCUAUAUCCGUAGUUUCACAGUUUUUCAAGCAUUUUACAAAGGUUGAAAAAAUCAUUAUCCGGUGCAUAGCGCUAUCCGACCUUCAUACAACCGGCCCCAGGUUCUAUGUCUUUGAUUUGGGGUGGAUAAAUUGACCUGAAGGCCCGUUUACACAUGCAAUUUUUGAUGCGAUUUUCUCCUGAUGGAUGUGAACGAGUGGGUGAGUUAGGAGUGUUUAGAUUAGGGUACGUAUAUUCAGAGCAUUCAUAAUUUAUUUACUCGUUACCAUCCAUCAGAAGAAGAUUUGUUUGUCAUUAUUGUCAUUAUAUUUGUUGAUGGCUUGGUAAGAAAAAUAAUGGAUGAUAUGUAAUACUAAACUUGCAUGAAAUAGUUCUUUUCCAAAUUUAGUAGAAUUCAUUACAAUUAUCAUUACAUGCUGUUCUGUUUUAGGCUGUAAAAGGUCUUCUGGAAGGUCUUAAUCCAAUCCCCAGUGACACUGAGCUGGCACUAAGAUACAGAGAUUGUCAUUUGGUUGUAUUGCGAAGUUUACAAGAUCCUCGGGCCUGUGGUCCACAUUGGACUGGAAAACAUGUUACCAAGUAAUUUAUUAGUUUUACUUAUUAUGUUAUGUUAUACUUUACAAUCAUAAUGACAGAAGGGGGGGGGCAUCUGUUAAUUUUGUACUAGAGUUCAAGUUAUAUACAUUGUUCUCAUUUACUAUAGAUUUGUAUGCGAAUGUCCACCAGAUGUAAAGUUCAAUGUGGACGUCAUUGACAUUCUCAUUCGCAGUCGCUUGAUCAACAUGAGAGAAUUUGAUAUCCAUUUAGCACAGGUAAAUUUGGUGCCUCAAAAAAUACCUUUAUUCUAUGGGACUAUGGGCCCAGGUUGACCCGCUGGGAAAGCGACCUCGUGGUCUGAGAUCCAUGGGACCCAGCUGAUGAGAUUACCUUUGACUCUUUGCUUAUUAGAAAAUAAUAGUUUGAUUAAGUAUAUAUAAGUUACGGUAAGAACGUUCAUAGCAUUAACGAGAUAAACUUCAUUCGUAUAUUGUAUCAUUGCAGUGCAUUGAGAAUGAGUUGAAUGUGUCGGCCAUCCACUUUGCUGUACAGUUAACAAAACUUUAUCUCAUUGACGAACAUAGUAAUCAUGUUUCCCAGGUAUGAAAAUUUUGAAAUUUGAAUUUCUACUUAUUUGCAAGAAAUGGUUGGUGUGUUGAAGAAUACCACCCAUAACGCUUAGCGCUGUGUAUGACCGCUACUCCGUUCAUUUUUCUGAUUUAUCUAGGGUGAACUGUACCAGACCUUAGAGGCUUUAUCUAGAAUAGCAAAUUCAAGAAGUGGUAUUGGAGAUGGGUGAGUUCUUGUCUCGUUAGGUCCGUUGUUAUCAACCCUCUUUUGUAUUUAGCCGUAACAGUCGUGAACAUAUGAAGUUGAAGAAGAACAUAUGAAGUUGAACAUAUGAAGUUGAAGAAGAACAUGAAGUUGAAGAGAGUCAGAGUGUCGAUAUAUAUCUACAUUUUAAAUACUUUUUUUCCAUUUUAGUCUGUCAUCAAUCCUGGAGGUCAUACGUGGUGGUGGUAUGAACAGUGCUAAUGAAUUCCCACAAAGAUUUAAUGAUUUAGACAAAGGAUCAAGUGGCCAAGCUGGAUUAUCAUUAGGAUUAUCCGGAUUACGGUUUGAAGAUCCUCCUGGUCUACAUGAUAAGGUGAGGCGCAACAGGAAAAUGUCAGAGUAUUUUAGUGUGUUAAACCACCCACGGCACUGCAACGUCUCGAUUUUCAGGUUAUUCAGGAAUUUUAUGAUUCAGGUUAUUUUAAGCACGUAUGCCAGAUUCAACGCCUCAAAUUUGCAAGUAAUGAUAUUCAGUUCUUAUCAUUCUUCUAUUAGGGCUUCCACAGCUAAAAACGAUCAGGUUGUUGUAAUAUUGAUGGAAACAGGAUUGAACAAUGUUGUGCGGCCCACAUUGUUCACAGUUGUCAACAAUAUUGAACAAUAUUGUUACACCCGAUUCAGGCACAACAAUAUUGUUCAAUAUUGUUGACAACUGUGAACAAUGUGGGCCGCACAACAUUGUUCAGUCCUGUUAAACAGUGGGCUCAUAAUUUUUACGCGUGUAAGUGAACAAUAUGUGACCCAGGUUCGAUUUUUGUAUCAUGCAGCAGUUGUAUGAUCAAUAACUUUAUCUCAUUUACGAAGAGUCGUUCCAGUUUGACUGUUGCUUACUGGAGUUUAACGAAAACAGUUGAUAGUACUGUCCUGUAUAGUCUGUCGUAGUGCUAUAAGUCAUAAAAAUCGUUCUGCUCUGUUUUUACCGAAGAUAGAACUUUCUUUCUCUGCCGUGUUGUCAAAUAUCCUGAAUCUUCUGUAUUUUAGGUCGAGUUUCUUCUGCGUGAAUGGGUUCGACUUUACCAUCAACCCGCUGCAGGAAAGGAAAGUGAGAAGGCAUUUUCAACAUUUGUUGCAAUGGUAGGAUAUAUAUUCAUUUUGCAGUAUGUACAGAAGUUGUCUGGUUGUAAGGUUGCCUCAGUUUCAGAAUAGUAUAUAGAAAGAAAAUUUGACCGACACAAAUUUUCGGUGGGAAAAAAUUUUUGAAGUUGAAAAUUUUCAACUUUUAACAAUGAUAUUUUCUUUUAACAAUUCAGAUCUGUAGCCUUAGGUUGUCUGUCGUAUUGAUUGCGUAUUAUAUAGAAAUUAUGUUGUACAUUUAGCUUCAUCAACAUGGCAUACUGAAAACAGAUGAUCUGAUAACGAGGUUCUUUCGAAUCAGUACAGAACUGUGUGUGGAAAAUACCUAUAGAGCACUCAUUGAACACGUGAGUAACCAAUAGUUCCAGUGCUUGAGAUUUGAUCUAUUUAAUUGAGCCUACAUAUAAUAUCGACAUAUAUAAAGUCUUUGGUAGGCAAAGAGUUGUAUGAGUUUCUUGUAAUCUUUUUAGUCAUCCAACCGAAGUCAUGCUCGAGCCAAGUGUUUCAGUACUUUGGAUGCAUACUGUCGUUUGAUAGCCUUGCUAGUUAGACAUUCAGGUGAUGCCAGUAAUAGCGUGACCAAGAUUAAUCUACUCACUCGGGUAAGUACGUCAUAUGCAGUAUCCUAUAGAUAAAUAGGUUGGGAUUCUGUAAAUAUAAAGGCGAUAAAUUCUGUGUCCCAAACUAACACGAGUGAUUUCGUAAAUUGAUUUGCUUUCAUGAAUGUGUAUUUUAGGUAUUAGGGACUGUGGUUCAAGUAUUGCUUCAAGAUCAUGAACUGCGAAAGACUGAUUUCCAUCAACUGGCCUAUCACAGAAUAUUUAUAAUUCUUUUGUUGGAACUGAAUCAACCAGAACCCGUUCUGGAAGCUAUUAAUUAUCAAGUCCUACAAACAUUUAGGUAUGUAUACAGUUCAUUUUGUAGACUUUAAUGUAGUAUUCUGAGCAGAUCUGGAAAGUGUAGAUACACACCGCUCAUACAGUUUUUAUAUCGUAUACAACACAGCCGCUCAUGCUGUAUGUAGUAUUUAGAGGCUGUUUAUUGAUCGCAGUUUGCCGUGACAGGAUGGAAGACAGAUGGUUGUGAUCACUAGGCUUAAACGAAAGUUCAAACGCCAGUUAAAAGAACUCAAUGAGAUGUUGUCGAGAUCUCGUAGUUCAAUAAGAUUAUUAUUACUGCUUGAACAACCUUUCGUUUACAAUUAUAGUAUAAUCUAUCUCUAGAAAAAUAAUGUAGUUUUACUGAAUCAUGCACUGUGACUUAUUUCAAUACAUCAAAAUCAUCCUACCUUACAUCUCGUUUCGGCAAAACAGGAUCAUGUAAACAGCCCCCUGCUUUCCACUUCAACCGAAGCGUGGCGUAUUUCUUUGUUUCCUGAGCACUAGAGUGAAGUGCGGCACGAUAUGGUCGAAGUGGAAAACAGGUUUUAUUCAUUCAUUUCCACAUGACUAUAUUGUGGUUUAUCUUUCCUGCAGUACAAUCUUCCAUGCUCUGCGUCCAUCACGUGCACCUGGAUUCGCUUACGCUUGGCUGGAACUGAUCUCACAUCGCAUGUUUAUGUCAAAGUUACUGUUAAACACACCACAACAAAAGGUUUGAAGAUUCAUCAUUAUCUUUACUGAUGAAAAAGAUCAGAAAAGAGAAUCUAUGUACACUAAUAAUCCCACCUCGGAUAUAUUUUUCCUUUGUAUAGGGUUGGGUGUUGUUUCAGCAAUUGUUGAUAGAUUUAUUCAAAUUCCUUGCUCCAUUCUUGAGAAAUGCCGAGUUGAAUAAACCGACUCAUCUUCUUUACAAGGUAAAACUUAAUUUUAUACAUUAUAUAUGAUUUUAUCGACUUGAUCACCUAAACUGGGUUUAUGCCUAUUUCAUUAAUAUUUUAUAAUUGUAUGGUUCCCUUAUUGUGCACCAAAUCGGUGAACAACUAAUUUUCUGUAAUUUGUUAUUUUAGGGAACUCUGAGAGUGUUACUGGUCCUGCUUCACGAUUUCCCAGAAUUCCUGUGUGACUAUCAUUUUAGCUUCUGUGACGUUAUUCCACCUAAUUGCAUUCAAAUGCGAAAUUUAAUCCUCAGUGCAUUUCCAAGAAAUAUGAGAUUACCUGAUCCUUUUACUCCGAAUCUAAAGGUAAUGUGAAAGUCUAAUGGUUACUGGUUGGACUGAAAACGAUUGCCAAUAAAAAAUUUUGUCACGAGAGUUAGUAUCUUCAUACUGUAUUUCAAUGCUCAGCCAACUCAUGUAUUUGUUAUUUAGGUUGAUUUGCUUACUGAUAUUGCUCACUCCCCCCGGAUUUUAACAAAUUUUGCGACGGCUAUCCAACCCCCUACAUUUAAAAAGGUAUGCUGUACUGUUCAUUUGUCUAUUGUAAGAAGUGCAUGCUUUCUGUAUAUCGUGUUUUUAACCAUCGGUAACCAUUCUGAUGAACACGAGAUCUUUACGUUAAAUAUUUCUGAUUUUGAAACUAUUGCAGGAAUUGGAUUCCUAUUUGAAAACUAGAGCUCCAGUAACGUUCCUGACUGAACUAAGAUCACAUCUACAGGUAAACAUUACUUGUACAAUCGCUAUCACUUGCAAACAGGCAGUGGCAAAUGACAAAACUCUGAACUCGCAGUUGCACUUGUAGUCAACUCUAAAACUAACUCACUAUAUACGGUAGUGUCAUAACUUUAUUCCAUAAAAUUGUCUAGGUAUCUAUGGUAAUUCCAAAUUUCUACUUUCCAAUCGUUUUUUCUGCAGGUUGCGACAGAGCCAGGCACCAGAUACAACGUACCAUUAAUGAACGCCCUAGUUCUGUAUGUUGGUACCCAAGCUAUUGCCUAUAUUCACAGUAAGAGUGGAACACCAAGCAUGUCGACUAUCACUCAUUCAUCCCAUAUGGAUAUCUUUCAGAAUCUUGCCGUUGACUUAGAUACUGAGGGUAAGCUUGCUCCAAAGUUUAUGUACGUUAAAUUCCACACCUCUCCUCCCGGAAACAGUCUUAUUGUUUUUUUAGCCAUGUUUCCCAAAGCUUGGACAGUCCAAGGAAAAUUUUGUUUUAUAAUAAACUAACUACAAUUUGUUUCUGUGUAUUUCCAGGUCGGUAUUUGUUCUUGAAUGCAGUCGCGAAUCAACUACGUUAUCCAAACAGUCACACUCACUACUUUAGUUGUGUUUUACUUUAUCUCUUUGCUGAGGCAAAUACUGAGGCUAUUCAAGAACAGAUCACUAGGUAAAGUAUGCUUGCUUUUAUCAGGCGUGUGGUAUACAUAUGAUUUAAAGCCAUUUGGGUAAUUAGUAAACCCCUCUCUCUGUUAAGCCAUUGUUUUUCAUUGUUAUUUGUCCAUAUUCUUCUUCCUCAGAGUACUAUUGGAAAGACUUAUCGUAAACCGUCCUCAUCCCUGGGGAUUGCUGAUAACAUUCAUUGAGCUUAUCAAGAAUCAUCAAUACAAGUUUUGGACUCACGAUUUUGUCCAUUGUGCUCCUGAGAUUGAGAAGUAUGUAAAUAUUUAUUGUUGCGUGUAAAGGUAUCGUUGGAUGCUGGUCUAUUUCAUAUCUGUUCCAUAUUUAGGCUAUAAUACUUUGGGGUGUGUGGUACCAUUAGUCUUGGGAGUCAGGGCUGGCAGACCUUCAAUUGCUAUAUGGAAUGAAAAGUGAUAAAAUCUAGUAAAAUUAAGUGUUCCAUAUCGUUUCUUCGUUUCCAGGUUGUUCGAGUCAGUGGCACGAAGCUGCAUGCAACAGAAACAGCCUCAAACAAGAGAGGGUGGUGCGCCUGAAACUACGUAAAGAUGCUCAGGCUUGUGGUCAGGCUAAUAAUCCGUUUGGUUUUGUCAUUGUUUUGUAUAAUGGUGUUAGCAUAGUGAAUUUUCAAAUUUAAUAAAGCUAAAACUUCAAUAAUUGUAAAUGCAAACUAUUCAUAGGUGGGGAUCUGGUAGGGGAGUGCAUAACUUAGAUACGGCGGGAACAUUAUUUUGAACAAUCAGGCCCAGAAUCAGUAGGUACAGCGUACCAGUGAUAAGGUGGGGUUUUUCAGGAGGAAGCAGAGUGGAAGGGGGUGGGGGGAAUGGUGAGAUGAGGAAAUCAACUGAAAACAUGUGGGAUGGUAAAAAUAUUAACAUGGUAUUCGGUAUUUAAGAAGCCCUGAAACAAAAUGGUGAAACAAAGUAAUGUUCUGCAUUCCUAAACCCCAUUGAGGCAAUGCCAUUCUUGUGGCAUACUGGGGUAUGUUUUAACACUAACUCAUACAAUUUAUUUCAGUUCAGGAAUUUGUAGUAACACUGCUUGAGUGCUUAUCUGUUUAAGUAUUGCAGUUUAGGUACAUGUGUAGAUAUUUAGGCUAAGAUUGAGGAUUAUAAUGAGAGUCAGAGCUAAUACAGCUGGGUUUAGGAUUAAAAAACACACACACAAAUUAAAAUGCACCUUUUAUUGUUGCUUGUAAUUUACAAAACCUUUGAAACCAUACAUCCAAAACUUUCUACUCUAAACAGAGUUUUUGAAAGUUUCAUCAUUAAUCAAAUAAUUUUGCAAUUAACACUUCAACUAUAUGCAUGUCUAGAUUAUUGGCUGAUAAGAGCCUCGAUAUCUGUAGCCAAAUCAAUUGUAGGGAAAGUCUUUCCAUAACGACGAUACGGUAUGCCAUUUUUGUCGACCAAGAAUUUCUCAAAGUUCCAUCUGAUAUCACUUCUCAAUAAUGGUUUCCAUUGGAUACCUGUUGGAUUGGCCAUAAACAAGCCAUCUGGGUCUUCAUCGGAUGGCAUCGGCAGAUUGGAUUUGAGGAACUGGAAAACAGGAUGGACGUCUUUACCGUUGACAUUGACUUUUGAGAACAUUUCGAUUUUUGGUUCAAAACUGUCACCAGGUCGGACAUGUUUGAGAAUGUCGAGAAUUUCUUCAUUCUUGCAGUUUUCCUGAUGUCCAAACUGGUUACAGGGAAAUCCCAGAAUAUGGAGACCUUUGGAUUGGUAUUUUUCCACAAGUACAUUCAUCUGGUGAAAAAAUGGAAAAAUCAAUCUGGGUGUUUUGUUUAGCACAAUAGUGUAAUUGGUGUAUAUUUAGAAAUGUUGAUAUAUAUUUAUGAUAAUAUAUAAAGAUAUAUAUUUAGAAAUGUUGGGAAUUAAUAUACAAGCAAGAAAAUUAAACUUCAUCUC
Messenger RNA from Paramuricea clavata, 30512 nucleotides. The record is from the annotation of a GenBank genome assembly. Lineage: Eukaryota; Metazoa; Cnidaria; Anthozoa; Malacalcyonacea; Plexauridae.